AUGGACAAAGACCAUCGGAGUUACACGUAUUCACUGGCCAAACGAUAUCAAGCCCGGGAGAAUUUACGGUGUUUAAAGGUAGAGAAUUCAGGAAAAUUAAUAUAAAAGAUUUUGAAUUGAAGCUGAUGAGUUAUUUGGUGGCGACGGUUGUGGCGACAAUAGUCGUCAACGGUAUUCUGACGAGUAUCGUCAAGAACAAUUAUGUGUCGGCGAAUGGCGGCUUCGUGUUGAUGGCCAUCUCCGAGGCGCUUCUCAAUUUGUUGGUUUUUGAGUCAAGAAGGGUUUCAGAACAGACGGGCCGCCCGGGCUUUGGGGCUCAUUUCUCGCGAAAAAACCGCAAAACGUUUCCUAACCCCCGGUUAAACCUUUCAAUGAAACUUUUCUGUUCUUCAGGACCUCCUGAUCCAGAACAGACUCCUGGAAGUCCAAUAGGGGGGCUAAAAAACGACCAGUAACCGGAAUUUUUCAAAGAAACUUUUCACUAGAUAUAUCAUAGUUUCGGUUAAAUUUUGUGUUGAAAAAGAGUCAGAAACGUGUUUUUUGUCGUAAAACAAGCUUCAUGAUUGACGUGAAAAAAUAUGCGCUUUUUAAACUCAGGCUUACCAUUAGAAAUGGCCGGGAGGCUGACCGGUCGGCCCUCGGAAAAACCUGAAGCCAAGUCUACCGGUUCAAAAAAAACUAUUUUGGAUCCAGUCAUAAUUUAUGCUCCAAUAGAAUUUGAAAAUGAAGCAAAAAAAUAAGAAAGUGAAUUUCAAAAAAAGACAGUUUGAAUUUUUCAACCUCUUAUUCACGUACAAAUGUGCUCUAUUGAUACAUUUUUCUUUGAUGUUUUUUUCGAAACGUUUAUUUUUUUAUUUUUUUGUAUCUUGUUCUCAUUUUUUUCUUGAUUUCAGGUAGGCUCGAAAUUUUUUUGAGAAGAUGAAAAAAAGAUAAGGCGUCUAAUUGAGCCAUGAUUUUUUUAUUUUGAAGUUGAUCGAGCUCAUUUUAAUUGCAAGCUAAAGAAUGCCGCCGCGCGCAAGUUGUUUUUUUAGUCGGGUGCGUUGAAAAAAAUCGUCUCAGUGAUCUUGACGAAAUUCUAAAAUUUUUUUUUUCAAAAAAUUUUUUUUCCUGAGUAUUAGUGACAGGUUUAUUCAAAAAAAGUUCUUCUUGGUGAAAAAAAUUUCAUGAAGUAGUUUGUAAGAAUUGAGUCAAUGAUAGCUUGAUUUUGGUAAAAAAAUAAGUUUUUUUAGAAACGCUCUAUGGAUCACCCUGGUGACAAUCAUGUCCAUGCCGGCCUGGAGAUCGGCUUUUCUGCAAUCAGUGCCCUUAUUGAAGAAACUCGGCUCGAUAAAAAAGCCGAACAAAAUCCAUGACAAAAAGAAACAGGAGACUGACCAGUACUUUGAACAAUUGAAAAAGUCUUGGUAG
Messenger RNA from Caenorhabditis auriculariae, 1407 nucleotides. The record is from the annotation of a GenBank genome assembly. NCBI's taxonomy places the organism in Eukaryota, Metazoa, Nematoda, Chromadorea, Rhabditida, Rhabditidae.